Molecule: messenger RNA, 1287 nt
Organism: Zasmidium cellare ATCC 36951
Lineage: Eukaryota; Fungi; Ascomycota; Dothideomycetes; Mycosphaerellales; Mycosphaerellaceae
Exons: 4
Coding region: 1-1287 (428 amino acids)
Biological process (GO): epoxide metabolic process
Molecular function (GO): epoxide hydrolase activity
Source: RefSeq, a predicted model, not a curated record
AUGUCUGGCGCGAUGCGAGUAAUUGUUUUUGUUGAACUUUUGGCAGCCGUUUGCGUGGCCACUUUUCCCCGGCGACCCUCCUUUACCGACCAAGCACAGCCUUUUCGCAUUGACGUGGACCCAGAGUUCAUUGACUAUACCUGCCAGAAAGUCUCUCUGACAAGAUUUGUCGCACCUUUGGAGGCCGUAGACGUCUUGGCAGAGGGUCCGCCGGUUCAGAACUCGACUGCAAUCGCGGCGUACUGGGAGCACGAAUAUGACUGGUUUGCGGUGCAAGACCGCCUCAAUCAAAGGCUUCAACAAUUCACGAUGAAUAUUCGACCCGGACCAGAGUGGACACGGCCAAUCGAUUUGCCUCUCCAUUUCGUCCACCAUGUUUCGCCCAGACCAGACGCUGUGCCACUCUUGUUCAUCCACGGUUGGCCGGGAUCUUUCAUUGAAGUAGAAAACAUCAUCGACGACCUGACCAACCCAACGAACGAGACUCUCCCAGCGUUCCACGUCGUAGCGCCGUCAAUUCCAGGAUAUGGCUUUUCGCCAGCGCCCUCUACGACAGGAUUCGGCUACAUCGCCUGUGCGCACGCAUUCAACGGCCUCAUGCAACAGCUCGGGUACAGCAGAUACGUGAUGCAAGCCGGCGAUGCAGGAGGCAUUAUUAUGCGGUACCAAGCGCAUUUCUAUCCCGAAGCUGUGUUGGCUGGGCUAAACAAUUUCUGGCUUGUCUAUCCCAACUCCACCGAUCUCGAGCGGUAUGCAAUGAACUUGACCACACCUGAUGAGAACCACGUUAUCGAAUCGAUGACAGGCUUUGUCGCGCAUCAGUGGGGCUACGGUCAAAUCCAACAGACCCGUCCACUCCGCUUGGCGCAUGCCAUGACAGACAGUCCGGUGGGUCUGGCGAUGUGGAUGUUCGAUGGUAUGUUCGCAGCUGUGGAGAAUCCAGAGAUCUGGACGCCCGAGACUGUCAUCACUUGGACGAUGAUGCACUGGAUUCAGGGACCCUAUGCGGCCUUCAGACUCUACCACGAAGGCUCGAAGGAUGGAGCUUUUACUAUCGACUCGUUCGAAGACCUGCCCUUCGUUGAUCGGCCGAUGGCCAUCUCCGAAUUUCCUAAAGAUAUAUGGUAUCGAACUCCGCUCAACUGGGCUCAGAGAACCGGCAACGUACAGACUCGUUAUGUGCACUCUUAUGGGGGCCAUUUUCCGGCAUGGGAGACGCCUCAUGAACUGCUUCCAGAUAUCUGGGACUUUCUAGGGAGAAUUUCAGAAGGUGGAUACAGUCCAUGA